AUGGGAAACUGUGUGAUUGUAGGGUUGGGAGAAGCUAAUGAAGUGAUCAGAGUCAUAACUUCAAACGGCGGAGUCAUGGAGUUUUCGUCCACAAUAACAGCAGGAAGCAUUACAAGUGAAUUCCAAGGGCAGGCUAUUUUCCGAAGCAAUGAUAUCCUCGGGAAACCUGUUUUUCACCAUGAACAACUCCUCCCUGGUAAUUGUCGACCACCACGGCAAGUUCAUCAGCACCAUCAUGUCAGGUCGAACAGCAUCCCAGCUUCGCUUGUUGUUCCUUAUAGGAUGACCUGCAAUUAUCAGCCGACUCUGAAGAGGUCUCAUACUGAUGUCUUCUCCAGGUACGACCACCACCCUGGAGUUUGGAAAGUGAAGCUGGUGAUAACAACCGAACAGCUGUUGGAAAUUUUGUCACAGGAAGCUCGAACUCAAGAGUUGAUCGAGUGUUAG
This is a messenger RNA of Hibiscus syriacus, 447 nucleotides long. RefSeq lists its product as uncharacterized. The coding region runs from base 1 to 447 and encodes 148 amino acids. The transcript has 2 exons. The record is from RefSeq and is a predicted model, not a curated record. NCBI's taxonomy places the organism in Eukaryota, Viridiplantae, Streptophyta, Magnoliopsida, Malvales, Malvaceae.